AUGUCUUCGCCUUCGACUGAGACCGUCCGCAACUACACUAACGAUGAUGGGAAUGGGUUUCUACCACGUUCGGCCAGCUAUGCAGACCUCCCCCGUGUCUUGCCUGCCACAGAACCCGGCCCUGCGAACCUAAGAAGGACAUUCUCUGACUAUGCCGUCCCCACCCUGUCGGAUUCGCCGACGAAGGAAAGCGUGGCGGCGGGGAAAGAUAUCUUACGCCGGACGUCUUUGCGCUCCAAGAAUCGGCCGGAGAUGGCCGUCUCACACUUCACGCUAUCAUCAUCGGAGGAAGUGAACAAGACUGGUACAGAUUUGCAGGACCAUGCCGACAAGACGCCGCGAACAAGGGCACCAGAACCUGUGGCGCGACCAUCAAAAGGUCGAUCAAUGUCAGGGCGGAUAGUGAGCCUGGCCCGGAAACCAUGGGGCUCGUCGUCACGUUCUCCAUCUCCGUCGUCGAAGCGAGCCAAGCAGCACCAGAGCCGCGGAGACGAGCAGUCUUCAAUUAGCUCGCGCUCCCAGGCCAAGAAAACUGCCACAGCGACGCACACAGUGCCAGACUCGGAAUCUGUCCAGCCCUCGCGGAAGCGUACGAUCUUAUACAAACGGCCAAGGCGCCCAAUGCUGGCUGUGGUUGCCAAGGACCUUGAAGAUAACCCGGAAUCGCCGAGCAGCCCAACUGGCCGCACGUUACGGCAACAUUCGUCACUGGAGAAGUUUACCUCGUCCUUGUCGGUCUCCACGCCAGUUCUACCGCCGAUGCCGAAGGGAGCCGCGGCCACAGCUGCUGCGGCGCUUUCACAUAGUGUCGGUGAUUAUUCUCGUCGGAAGGAUGAACUCUGGGGUGUUUUUCGCGGUCUCGAGGCGGAUUAUCAAAAAUUUCAAUCCAAAUCAAGCUCUCUCAAAGCCAACGUUAUUCGUACCUCCCUGGUCCCUUUUCUCGGCCGCCACCAUCUCCAUGCAUCAUGCAAGGAUUUGAGACCCGAAGACUUGGAUCGCCGAGUAAAUAUUCUCAACAAGUGGUGGAUUGGAAUGCUCGAGAUGCUCAAUGGCAAAAAUAACCAAUCCAUCUCUGGAACAGACAGGCCGGUGUUCCUGGAGGCCGUGGUUGGUAUUAUGGCACGCCCGGAAUGGCGGAUACCUUUCGCUACUGCACAAAAUAACAGUGGACCACCAGACUCGUUGAAAUAUGCGUCGACAUCGGUCUCGGAAUCGUCCGAAGCCUCAGGUUCGUCGGGAUCGGACUUUCUGGUUGAGUCGAUCCACCAUAAUAUUCGGAAUAUCUUCAUUCAAAAUCUUCUUUCCCAGAUGUCGUUUGUGGUGGAACGAAUGUCCAUGCGCCAUGCACCCGCCAGCCUGGUAGCAUUCUGUGGAAAAGCCUGUGCUUACGCAUUCUUCUUUUGCCCUGGAGUAGCAGAUAUCUUGGUUCGGCUGUGGAGCACGCCUCCCAACACGUUCCGUCGUGUCCUGGCGCAGUUAUCUGAGUCCCGAAGCGGUAAUGCACGAGCAUACACCCAAGAGCUUUCUUUAUACUUUCCGGUGGCGCUGCGUUCCCUCGCCUUCCACUCCUAUGGGCCUCUUCUACGGUACCUUCGCCAGAAACCUGAUAUGCCUUUGAACACCACAAACAUUCCCUGGCAGUCCCCAUGGGUGACGCGUUGGUGCGGACGCGAUACGGACCUGUUCUUCGUCUUCGUGAAAUACAUUCAUAUCCUCUACGCAGAGUAUCUACCCCCCGAGACCCAAAAAGCUAACCGAAUUUUGGCGCCGGGUCUGCUGCUCGUCCAUGCCCAGCUUUUGGUCGUCCUGGAGGAGACCAUUUACAAACAGUCCGCCCAACAACCUGAAAAUCCCCAUGUCGCAGCCGCCAUCACUUUCGAUGAUUUUAUUGAAGCACCAGAUGCCUCAGCCACUUCGCAUCCCCUUGGAGGAGGCAACAGUCAUCGGUCCAUGGCGGAAAAUCGGUUGAUCAUCCUUCUGCGGGAUUUCCUCUCCGAGUCGUCUGCUGAACCAAAUCGUGCCCGAUUGUUGUACGCCGAAUCCUUCUGUGCAAUACUCAAAGCUUCCGCCCAGAAAACUUCCCUGUUCGACCACAACGCGUGCUUUUUGCUGUGUGACUUUAUCGAGGAGGUCAUUCCGAUUAUCACCCGGUACGCUCAGUCCAUCGAACGGGAAUUGUUUGACUGGGGCUUUUGGCUGGAUGUCGCGAAGCAGAUGCUGCAGAGCCACAACUCGCUCACCGAGGUCCGGGUUUUCUCUUUCCUUUAUUGCGCUUGGGGUAUCUGGACUGCCACCGAGCUGAGGAAAGCUGGUCUCAUCCUGGAUUUCCUGCUCCAGGAGCCACUUUUCUACCAUUAUUUCAAUCACUGGAGCCCAAUGGUUCGCGCAUACUUUCACCGUCUGUUGUGUUGGAGAGUGGGUCGGUUCAGUGGCGAUCCCACACCACUGGAUUCUAUGAUCUAUGAGACCCUCUCCGAUCGACUCUUGCGCGUCUGGGAAUACUAUAUUGGAUACCAAUCUAAGGCUGAAGAGGGACUUACAGCUCCUCUGUCCUCCGCUCCCUGUACGCCGGCUCCCGGUCGAAGAAUCAUCAUCAUCCGAUGCGAUAAUCAUGUCUCUCCGGUGAACCUGUUUGUCUCUUUCGACCGCGUUGUCCCACCUGUUCCUCAGGACCAACUUAGAUCUCACCGGAGAACUGGAUCAGCCGAUUCCAGUAGUUCGGAGGGCAGCAUUGGCAAACGUCGAUGGGGUCUUCUUCGAUCCAUGUUCAGCAGUUCUUCGAACUCCCGAUCUGGUGAUGACGCAGCCAACAGCAGCUCCGAUGAGUCUGAGAGCGGUUUGAGCGAAAUAACGAUGACUUCUGAUACAAAGUGCCUUGAUCAGCAUGAGCCCACCCCAAGCAACAGCACCGAAGAGCUUGUUCGGCCGGAGUUGCCACACCAGCCGUUCUUCUUCAAGUUUUCAUUGGAAUGGAUGGAUCGACCCCAAUGGCCGAGCAAAAACAAGCGUCUCUUUGCUCCAUGCCUGCCAGUGGGAUCCCAGCUGCACGUCCAACGUCAACGAUCUCCCGCAAAACCAUCGGACGACGACACCAUAUCAGAAGAUACUACAAUUUCUUCAGAAGACGGCCACGAAACCCCGGGAAACACCAUAGACCCACUCCAGACACCUCGCCUCGACCAAGGGCCCAAGACACCCAGAACCCCUACAAACAAAAACUCGCCGCUGCCCCAACUUCCUCCCCUCCCCUCUUACGACCAUCUCGUGCCCAGCAAAUAUGCGGGUCGCGCUUUGGCGGAGUGGGCCCACAUUGUCUCGGAAUGCGAUAGUUUCUUCGCCCGGCGCCGCGACGAAGGCGUGCCCACGGACCGCAUGGUGGAAACUCCAACAUUGGGCGUGGAAAACUUCCGGAAAUAG
Messenger RNA from Penicillium riverlandense, 3417 nucleotides. RefSeq names its product DUF1765 domain-containing protein. Bases 1 to 3417 code for a protein of 1138 amino acids. The record is from RefSeq and is a predicted model, not a curated record. NCBI's taxonomy places the organism in Eukaryota, Fungi, Ascomycota, Eurotiomycetes, Eurotiales, Aspergillaceae. The transcript has 3 exons.